AUGCGAAGCUACGGAGACUUACUCGAGUACCGCAUCGCGUACACCGAGUUACGGGCAACCGUGACUUUGGUGUACGGCGACGCGGUUGAGAAGACGAAGAGGAUGUCUGGUAAAAUCGAAUUGUGCCGAAAUGAAGAGCUCAAGACCAUUUCCCGGAAGAGUGACUCUUACUGUGGAUCCUUGCAACAUCAGUCAAGCAGCAGUCCCAGCAGUCUAAGUAUAACGUGCAGUAGUAUGGAUUAUCAGCCUUCCACUUCUGGUUACAGUAGUGACAUGGCCUAUUGCGCCUUGCAGAAGAUUAAGAAGAAGGAAAAGGUUAAACAGUACCUCAAGGAACUGAGAUCGAUGAUUCCGAAUGAAUUGGGCAAUAAGCGAAAGUUUGGAACUCUGUCCACGCUUCAGCACGUUCUCAACAGCAUGCGGAAGAUAAAAGAAGAGCCAUCAAAGCGAGUAACGGAUGACGAAAUGUCCCAAGUGAAUGUCACAGAUACAAUCAUCAGAGAACCCUUAACUACAGAGAGAAAGAUCAAGUUAUGGAUAGCUGUGUCCAUGAAUGAUCACAAAAUCCAAGAGGUGUCUCCGAUUCUGAUGCAACUGCUUCUCUACCCCAAGUUAUAUUGUAUCACUGAAUCAAGUGCUGACCAAAGAAGUGAAGCUAAAGCGACACCCAAGAGAAGUUUCUGCGUUCGAAUCAGCCUCAACAGUAGCUUUAGUCUGGAGAGUCCGUCCAUAUACCAGUCAUUUGAGAUGAAGGCGAUUUACCGCCCCCAGGACAAAGCGACCAAGACAGAUGGACUACAAGACAGAAGACUCUUCCACUGGGAAUGUCUUCCACUCCACUCGCCGUAUCAAGAAGAUGGAUGUCUUCCUGACAAGGUGACCUUCACAACUCGACAUUCUCGACACUGUCAGUUCAGCCACGUGCACUCAAACGCUAUUCACUUGCUGGGUUAUUUGCCACAAGAUAUCAAUGAGAAGCCAAUCUUUGAUUUCUACCAUCCCAGCGAUUUGGUCAAACUCUACGAAGUCCAUCAGGAAGUCCUGAAGUGUAAGGGUGACCCCUUUGACAGUCCCCCCAUGAGAAUGAAGGCCCACAAUGGCGACUAUGUUGAAGUGCAGACCAAGUGGUCCACCUUCCUCAAUCCAUGGAGUAAACAACUUGAAUUUGUCAUUGGACACCAUACCGUCAUCAAAGGACCGGAAAACAUCGAUGUGUUUGCAGAACCUAAAGUUUUGAAGAUGCCUCUGAAUCCGAACACACACGAAUCACAACAGAAGAUGCACGCCUUGAUCAGAAACCUGCUCGUACAGCCUAAAGAGAUGGGCGCCCCGAGUACGUGUUCUCCUCCCCCUCGAAAGAAGCCAACGCCCGAACCUGUGACAGAUCUCAAGGAAGAAUUACAGCAGAUCAAGAUAGAUAGCGCCAACUUACGGGACGCCAAGGAAUCGAUGAAGCCUCACGUUAUCUACGAGAAGGAGGUUAAGGUAGAGAAGGCGACUCGAGAUAUUUCCGCCAUGUACAAUCAGCUCAACUACUCCCACAACAUCAAACGGUAUCUCAUGAGCCAGACCGUUAGCGCAUCGACCGGACACGAGUUUGGCAUGGACCUCUUCUACGGCGACCCCAUCACCAGUGCAGGUAUCACUAAAGACAUCGUGAACUUGUCGGUUCCGAAACCCCCAAGUUUUGGAAGCAGUACUAUGGUCCGUGUUUCUGAGCACCACGAGGACAACCUGCCCGGUCAGCAGUUGGAGCAGGAACUCUUCCUUCCCCGGUGGACUCCGCAGGACGACGCCCCACACGUGAUGCUGACGGAAGCGGCGCUACGGAAACACACGAAGCUCCAAGAACGCCUACUCUGCGAGCAGGCCGAGAAGGACAAGAACAUGUUCGGGAUGAACAAAUCGAGGGCGAUCAGCUCGCACCAGAACAAUCUCAAACGAAUGCACUGCGGCGCGAACAGCGAGGCUGACGAUGAGCCGAUUGCCAAGCAGACGAACUGGGCCAUUCCGACGGCGGUGAACGCGACGAGUUCCAAGGUGCACAAGACGAUGCCGGGAGUGACGUCUAACGGCUUCACGCAGUUCCCUUACGUCAACUUCGACAUGGCGGCCGGCACGUGCUUCCUGAAGCCGCUCAUGAAGAGAGGCCCCCACAACAUCAUCCCUAUUCCAAAUGGGGCCAACCCGAACUGGAAUAUGCAGUGGCCCUGCUAUUCACAGACAGCCUCAGCUAUGCCAGGAGUGUACCAGUCAGUUCCCAGCCUGUAUCAGCCCUUCUCGUCACAGCUGUGCAUGGGUCUCAAUCUGAUGAAGGCUCCUGGGCCGCAGAGUCAAUUCUCGGACAUCAGACGAUCGUCUUCAGAAGAGUGCUCAUAUGCUAUAUUUCGUAAUCACCAGUAA
This is a messenger RNA of Gigantopelta aegis, 2403 nucleotides long. RefSeq lists its product as uncharacterized. Gene Ontology annotation, cellular component: cytoplasm; nucleus. Bases 1 to 2403 code for a protein of 800 amino acids. Gene Ontology annotation, biological process: negative regulation of transcription by RNA polymerase II; entrainment of circadian clock by photoperiod; circadian regulation of gene expression. The record is from RefSeq and is a predicted model, not a curated record. NCBI's taxonomy places the organism in Eukaryota, Metazoa, Mollusca, Gastropoda, Neomphalida, Peltospiridae. The transcript has 21 exons. Gene Ontology annotation, molecular function: transcription cis-regulatory region binding; transcription corepressor binding.